Dromiciops gliroides (monito del monte) is the source of this 2975-nucleotide messenger RNA. RefSeq names its product CD79a molecule (gene CD79A). Gene Ontology annotation, biological process: B cell differentiation; B cell receptor signaling pathway. Gene Ontology annotation, molecular function: transmembrane signaling receptor activity. The record is from RefSeq and is a predicted model, not a curated record. Gene Ontology annotation, cellular component: B cell receptor complex; external side of plasma membrane; membrane. The transcript has 5 exons. Bases 310 to 966 code for a protein of 218 amino acids. Lineage: Eukaryota; Metazoa; Chordata; Mammalia; Microbiotheria; Microbiotheriidae.
GAGAGGGUUCUUGUGUCUACUCUCCUGUUUGUGUGGGCUGCCCUGGGCCCACACUCAAACACUCAAUAAGCUCUUCUGGCCUGGCCUGGCUUGGCCUGGCCUGGCCUAAGGGACCUCCCAGCUCUGACACUCUCUGCCCCAAGGGUCCGCCCAGCCCUGUUCUCAGCCUAGGCCAGGAGGGCUGGCACUGGGGGGCAGUGGAGCUCAUCUCCUAUCAGGGUGCAGCAGGAAGCGUCGCCCCAAAAGGGAAAGAAAGACAGCUCUCCUUUUUCAGAAGCACGAUCUCUGCCAGCUAGGGACCCUUGGGGGAUGAUGUCCGGCCUCUCUCUGCUCUCCACCCUCCUCCUCCUCUCUGCUCUGAGCUCUGCCUCCCAGGCCUGGGACCUGCAGCUGAAUUCUGGCCCACCCUCAGUGACUGUGCCCAUUGGGGGCACGGCCUGGCUGCCCUGUGAUCACAACGGGGGCUCCACUGUCAACGUGACUUGGUGGCGCAUCAUCAUGGGCAACUUAACAUGGCCCAAGAGCCUGGUACAUGGGCUCAUUCAGUCCAACGGGACGCUGGUCAUCUCGGGAGUGAACAAGAGCGAUGGAGGCAUGUACCAAUGUCAAAUCACCAAGAACCGCUCAGUCUUAGAGUCCUGUGGCACCUACCUCAGGGUCCGAGAGCCAAUACCCAGACCCUUCCUGGACAUGGGAGAGGCCACCAAGAACAGGAUCAUCACCGCAGAGGGCAUCAUCCUGCUCUUCUGCGCCGUUGUCCCCGGCACGCUGUUGCUCUUCAGGAAACGCUGGCAGAAUGAGAGGUAUGCUGUGGAUCACCUGGACUACUACGAUGAUGAGAACCUGUAUGAGGGCCUUAAUCUGGAUGACUGUGCCAUGUAUGAAGACAUCUCCCGGGGCCUGCAGGGGACCUACCAGGAUGCCACCACCCUCAGGGUGGGGGAUGUGCAGCUGGAGAAGCCGUGAGGGCCUGGCCUGGCCCCGCCCCCAGCCCCCAGGCCCCAGCCCUGCCUUCCAACUCCCCCAUGCAGGUCUUUCUGACUGUCCCACUGCUGCCUUAGGAGUGCGUUUGACUAGAUGGUAUCUCAGGGCCCUCCCAGUCCCUCUUCUAAGGCCUCUCCCACCUCUGACAUUCCCUGUUCUAGGGUCCCUACCACCUCUGACAUUCCUUGUUCUGCAGUCUCCCCUAAUAGCUUUGACAGUCCCUGCUCUAAGGUCCCUCCCACCUCUGACAUUCCCUGUUCUAGGGUCCCUCCCACCUCUGACAUUCCUUCUACUGAGGUCUCCCCUAGCUGCUCUGACAUUCUGUGUUCUACUUCCCAAUUAGGUCCUAGAUACCUAUUCUCCUCUCCCAUGCCAUGCCACCUUCUCUAUCCUCCUCAUGCCUUGACUCCUGACCCUUCAGUCUUACUGCCUUAUAAUUCAGGAGAUGCCUGAGGCCGGAUCCCUAGGGGUCCCCCUCCCCCCAAGCUUUGUCCUGGCUAUAAAUGCUAAUAAAGCUGUGGUCCCUUGGGAAGGAAGGGGCUCCAUCCCAGCAGGAGAGAUGGAUUGUGUGUAAAAGACCCUGCCACGGGGAUCCAGGCCUCCCCCCCUUGUCUCCUCAUUCCCAGCUGUGGCCAUCUUCAGUGCCUGGCCCCCCACCCCACACCCAGGGUGCCAGCUGGCUCAUCAUCAUGCCUGUCUCCUCUCUCAGGGCCCAAGUCCCCAGUUCUUUGGAAACCCACCUAGCUCCUCCCCAGCUGGAGCUGGGGAGUAAACAAGCCCCAUCCCCCUUCCCCUCUCUCUGCACCUGCUGCCCCACCCCUCCCUUGGGGGUAGGCGUGGGGGAAGAAACAGGAAGUACCCGCCAGAGGGGGCAGAAGAAAGGUGCUCUGAAUGAAUGGGGAUGGAUGUCUGCCCUGCUCAGGGACCCCGCAUCCAUAUGCCCUGAAGUCUGCUUAAGCGUCCCCUUCCCCACCCUAAGCCUCAUUUCUCUCCUGAGACCGAGAGUUCAUCUCUGUGGUACCUUCUCCUUUCUAGCCCUCAGUUUCUACCUCCUGUAAAAUGAAGUAUUUGGACUGGGUGACUUCUAAGGGUUCUAGGGCCUGAUGGGCAACCUCUGGGGCCCAUCAGCUCCCAGGGAGUGAAGAGGGUAAUGCCUUCCCAGAUGCAGCCCGAGCGGAAGCUCACGGAUAACGAAAGAGGGUCCAGACAGAGACUCGCCAGCUUCCAGAAGUUCAUCUAGAGGGGGCGGGAGGAUGCCAUGUGUACCCACAGAGGACCCCUUCCUCACCUAGCCCAGAAGAAAGGAGUUUUGCCAACCGGGCAUCUGCGCAGGCUGGUCCCCUAUCUCCCCUAUCUCCCCCAGCUAUGAGGGAUCAUUGGCAUAGGGCAUCCCCAUACCUUCUCUGCAACAUAAUGGGGUCGGGGGAGGGGGGAAAGACACUGACUUUGACCAACAUCCCAGAGUCUGUAUGUGUCAGUGAUACAAACCCAGGUCUUCCUGACUCAGAGGGGAUGUCCCCAUCCACUGCCACUAGGGUGAGAAAGAGCUGAGCCCCAGGAUGGGGAACUCAAUUAUCUGGAGGGAUGGGGGAGGGAUGGAAGGAGGAGGGAGACCUGGUAUGGGGGAUUCGAGAAAGAACAAAGAGGCCAAAAGACAGAGGAAAAACAGACGAGACACACAGAGCUGACAAGACAACACAGAGAGAAGUAGAGACACGCAAUGAAAUAGAGGCUGAGAAAUUGGAAGCUCUUCCCGAUCUGGCUGUAUCCUCUCCUUUCAGGCCCCCCCAUUUCUCCCACAUAUUCUACCUUUCGGUCAAACUAGCCCUACUCACUCUUCUCAUCUCCCAGUGGAGAACCUUUCCACAGGCUGGCCAGGAUGCCUGCUGUGCCCUGUCUCUGUACUUGGGCCUCCCAGAAGCCUCAGGACUCAACUGGGCUACCCCUUCCUCCCCUGUGAAGCCCUAAUGAACCUCCCCUGCCAAGCUACC